AUUAUAAUAAUAAUUUAUAAAUUAAAAUUAUUUUUUUUGUGAAUGAUCUUGAACAAAACAAGAUGGAGAAACAAACGAUGCAUAUGCUGUCGGUGCAGGAGCGGGGAGGGGAGACGAGGAAGACCAACCAAUACAUCGCUGCUGUUGCAGCCGCUAUUGGAGCUGUGAUCGCGGGCACGAUCUUAGCAUGGACAUCACCAGCGUUACCCCAAUUGGAGCCACCAAAGAAUACCACAGCACUAAAUAUAACAGCGACCAAUAUAACGAUUGUCAACGGCAGUGAUCCAGUGCUGAUCAACUCUCUUGGACAGCCAGCUGACUUCUUAUUGGACACCAAAGAUAGUUCACUAGUAUCCUCAAUUUUAGCUAUAGGGGCUGCAUUAAGUGCGUUACCCGCUGGUGUGUUAGUCCAACGUAUCGGGAGACGGCCGACCAUACUUCUUCUAGCUGUACCCUUCAUGAUCAACUGGUUGCUGACUAUCUUCGCCAACGGAGCUGGUAUGCUGAUUGCUGCUAGGUUCUUCGCUGGCAUUGCCACUGGUGGUAUUUGCGUGACCGCACCAAUGUACAUCGGGGAGAUAGCAGAAACGUCAAUCCGUGGAUCUUUAGGCGCAUUCUUCCAGUUGUUCCUCACUGUUGGUAUACUGGGAACAUUUGUCAUCGGAGGUUGGACACAUUGGCGUACUCUGUCUAUCAUAUCCGCUGUGCUACCACCACUCUUGGUUGCUGUGUUUUGGUGGAUGCCAGAAACCCCACAGUACCUGUUAAGUAAGAACAGACGCCGCGAUGCCGAGAAGGUACUACGCUGGCUGCGUGGACCUGACGCGGAUCUGACAGCCGAGCUUGAGGAUAUGCAGAAAGAUGUUGAUGAUGCAGCAAGACAACGCGCUGGUAUGCUGAGUAUGCUGACGAAUAAAGCGUCCCGUAUGGCAUUAGUAUGCGGCCUUGGUCUCAUGUUCUUCCAGCAAUUCAGCGGUAUCAACGCUGUUAUCUUCUACACCAACAAUAUCUUCCAAUCAGCUGGCUCCAAUAUACCACCAGCGAUUGCCACAAUUAUAGUCGGUGUUGUCCAAACUAUUGCAACUUAUAUAUCUUCUUUAUUAGUAGAAAAAGCCGGUAGACGUCUUUUAUUGCUACAAAGUUGCAUCAUCAUGGGAUUAUGUCUUGUCAUUCUUGGAACGUAUUUCAAACUGCAAGCAAGCGGUGCUAGUGUCGCUUCUUUCGGUUGGCUGCCUUUAGUUUGUUUGGUCUUGUUUAUUAUUUCAUUUUCUUUAGGCUUCGGUCCUAUUCCAUGGAUGAUGAUGGCUGAACUUUUCUCUGUUGAAUUUAGAGGAUCCGCAUCAGGUAUCACUGUUGUAGCUAACUGGUGUUUGGUAUUUAUAGUUACUCUAUGCUUCCCCUUAAUGAAAGAUGCGAUUGGUAUUUACAGUUGUUUCUGGUUCUUCGCUGCCUUUAUGGUUAUCUGUGUGUUCUUCGUUUUCUUUUUAAUACCAGAGACAAAGGGUAAGACUGUGUCUCAGAUUCAGGCGAUUUUAGGCGGGAAGAAAAUUUAAAGGUUAGUUUAUUGUAAGUUAAAUGGAAUCGCUCGGGUUUGUAUAUUUAGUGUAUUUAUGAGAUUUAUGUAAGUUUGAUUAUAAGAUGUGGUAAAUUAGAGUAGAUAAAGUUUAUUUUAGUUAGAAACAAAAUAUUAUUUUAAUGAUCAAUGUAUUUUGAGUUUAUUGUGAUUGUCUUUGACGAACAAUUUUAAAUAUAAUACUAUGAAUGAAUUGAACGAUAUAUUUGUGAAAUAUAAUAAUUAUUUGGACAAAAUGCAUGUCAAUUAACUAAUAAAAGAUAUUUUAUAAAGUUUGGACAAAGAAUAGAAAUAAAUUAAAUAUGGUUUAAAUUUAAGUGAACGUAAUUUUUUUUUUGUUGUUUUUAAUGUUGAAUAUGAACAAUAUAUUCAUGUAGGUUAUAGUGCUGAACAAUAUUUUGUAA
This is a messenger RNA of Papilio xuthus (Asian swallowtail), 1977 nucleotides long. Its product is annotated as facilitated trehalose transporter Tret1. Gene Ontology annotation, biological process: transmembrane transport; carbohydrate transport. The coding region runs from base 63 to 1553 and encodes 496 amino acids. Gene Ontology annotation, molecular function: sugar transmembrane transporter activity. The transcript has 7 exons. NCBI's taxonomy places the organism in Eukaryota, Metazoa, Arthropoda, Insecta, Lepidoptera, Papilionidae. Gene Ontology annotation, cellular component: membrane. The record is from RefSeq and is a predicted model, not a curated record.